CUCACGGUGCCAUUACGAGUACAGUACGUACAAACAAGACCUUGGAGCACGCAUCAUUGUGUGUCGCGGUGUCUUCAGCAUCCUGCGAAACUGCCUCUUCCCUCUUCCCAAUCCAUUGUACCGCUUGGGCUCAUACUUUUACACUUUGGAGGUUUCAAAAGCAACCCCCUUCGCAACAUCGAUAUCAAGAAGUUCAGAAGCAGUGCGCUCGAAACCAAAACCAUGGGAUUCUUCAAGCUGUUUCGACGCACCAAGGCCGUCAAAGCCUCGAAGGAUGUGGGAGGAUCCAAGAAAGAGCAGCAGUGUGUCAAUGCUUCUGAAACAAUGUGCGAAUCUCAGGCAUCCAUGUAUUCCGUACGGAUUGGGAACAAGGAAAUCAUUGAGGCUUACAUGGCAGCCAAGAAUCGACAUGCUCCCGUGGAAGAGUUGCUUUCAUACUAUACCUCAGAAGAUGCCAAGGCAAACUUUGACGAUCAUGGAUCCAUGACAGCUUGUCAAUUGGUUUUGGAGAUUCGCAAGCUCUAUGAAGGAUUUGAGAACAUCCUGUUCACCUAUGAGUCUAUUGAAGAAGUUCGUCCAGGAGAAGUGCUUGUGGAACAUUUGGUUGUCACUGGAACGCAUACUGCUGAUCUUCGGGUGAUGGACUUCCCUGUCAUUCCUGCCACAAACCGACAUGUGGUAUUGGAUCCAGAACGCUUGUGGUUUACUUUGAAGGAUGGCAAGAUUCACAGGAUGGAAGUCACAGCAUUAGGGAACCUUACAGGCCCGCCUGGGUUGUAUGUGUCAGUUGGAGGCAAGUUGGAGAUGCCAAAAGAGAAUUAAAUGAGAUCAAGGUGUUUCCAGCACCGCCUGUUUCAGCUCUUUGCUUGUGCAAUGCAUCCUUUAUACUAGUAAUGGUUCUAAAGAUACAUAUAUGAAAUGGAAU
This is a messenger RNA of Seminavis robusta, 925 nucleotides long. The record is from the annotation of a GenBank genome assembly. NCBI's taxonomy places the organism in Eukaryota, Bacillariophyta, Bacillariophyceae, Naviculales, Naviculaceae.